UUGAUAAUCACGUUACUAUGAGUCUGUUAAACUGUGAAAACAGUUGCGGAUCCAGCCAGUCUGAAAGUGACUGCUGUGCCGCCAUGGCCAGCUCCUGCAGUGCCGUCCUGAAAGAUGACAGCGUGAGCGGGUCGGCCAGCACCAGCACGGGGACCCUCUCCAGCUCCUUCAUGGAAGAGAUCCAGGGGUAUGAUGUGGAGUUUGACCCGCCCCUGGAGAGCAAGUACGAGUGUCCCAUCUGCUUGAUGGCCCUGCGGGAAGCCGUGCAGACACCGUGUGGCCACAGGUUCUGCAAGGCCUGCAUCAUCAAGUCAAUCCGGGAUGCAGGUCACAAAUGUCCCGUUGACAAUGAAAUACUGCUGGAAAAUCAGCUCUUUCCUGACAAUUUUGCAAAACGCGAGAUUCUUUCUCUCACGGUGAAGUGCCCAAAUGAGGGCUGUUUGCACAAGAUGGAGCUGAGGCACCUAGAGGAUCAUCAAGCACAUUGUGAGUUUGCUCUUAUUAAUUGUCUGCAAUGCCAGCGUCCCAUUCAGAAGUGCCAGCUUAAUAUUCACAUCCUCAAGGACUGUCCAAGGAGGCAGAUUUCGUGUAUAAACUGUGCUGUGUCCAUGGCGUUUGAAGAGAAAGAGAUCCAUGACCAGAACUGCCCUUUGGCAAAUGUCAUCUGUGAGUACUGCAACACCAUGCUCAUCAGAGAACAGAUGCCAACUCACUACGAUCUAGACUGUCCUACAGCCCCGAUCCCGUGCACCUUCAGUACUUUUGGUUGCCAUGAAAAGAUGCAGAGGAAUCACUUGGCCCGACACCUACAGGAGAAUACCCAGUCGCACAUGAGAAUGCUGGCCCAGGCCGUUCAUAGUUUAAACGUUGCCUUAACUCCCGUGCCUCCACGUGAUGUGCUGCCAUAUGAUCCUGGCUCUCUGUCCCGGGUGUCCCCUGGGUGCCACCCAGAGGUCCAGAAUUUCCAGGAAACCAUUCAGCAGUUAGAGGGCCGCCUUGUAAGACAGGACCAUCAGAUCCGGGAGCUGAUCGCUAAGAUGGAGACCCAGAGUGUAUACGUAAGUGAGCUUAAACGAACUAUUCGAACCCUUGAGGACAAAGUCGCAGAAAUUGAAGCUCAGCAGUGCAAUGGGAUUUACAUUUGGAAGAUUGGCAACUUUGGGAUGCACUUGAAGUCUCAAGAAGAGGAGAAGCCUGUGGUCAUUCAUAGUCCUGGCUUCUACACUGGCAAGCCUGGAUAUAAGCUGUGCAUGCGGCUGCACCUCCAGUUACCCACCGCUCAGCGCUGCGCAAACUACAUAUCCCUCUUCGUCCACACCAUGCAAGGGGAGUAUGACAGCCACCUCCCUUGGCCCUUCCAGGGAACAAUCCGCCUUACAAUUCUCGACCAGUCUGAAGCACCAGUAAGGCAGAACCACGAAGAAAUAAUGGAUGCCAAACCCGAGCUGCUUGCCUUUCAGCGGCCCACGAUCCCCCGGAACCCGAAAGGUUUUGGCUAUGUAACUUUCAUGCACCUGGAAGCCCUAAGACAGAGAACCUUCGUGAAGGAUGAUACGUUACUAGUACGCUGUGAGGUUUCUACGCGCUUUGACAUGGGUGGCCUUCGAAAGGAGGGUUUUCAGGCCCGAAGUACUGAUACGGGAGUGUAACUUCCCUUCAUUUGUUUACAAAGAAAAACUAUGGAAAAGUGCCUUUCAUUGCCUUGUGUUUCAGAGAAAUAUGCAAGCAAACAGAAACAGCGGGGAACAGGCAAUGCCAGACAUGUUCUUUCUGAGAUCACUUGCUACGCCUUCCUGUUAUAAUACCUAAGGCUGUUUUUCUUUGAAUCUACAUUAUUUCAUGCCUUUUCAGAAAUGUUACAUUUGAAGUGCCUUUGGCAGCAGCCUCUGCUUUGUGAGCUAGCACACCUCUCUGGUGAACUUUCCUGGUCAUUUGCCACAGUAUUUUACUGUCAGAAAAAGCAAAAACCAGACCAGGUAUGAUAACGCAUGCCUAUAAUUCUAGGGCUGGGAGGCUGAC
Messenger RNA from Octodon degus (degu), 2019 nucleotides. It is a transcript of the gene Traf6, whose product is annotated as TNF receptor associated factor 6. The record is from RefSeq and is a predicted model, not a curated record. The transcript is spliced from 6 exons. The coding region runs from base 18 to 1649 and encodes 543 amino acids. Gene Ontology annotation, molecular function: tumor necrosis factor receptor binding; zinc ion binding; ubiquitin protein ligase activity. NCBI's taxonomy places the organism in Eukaryota, Metazoa, Chordata, Mammalia, Rodentia, Octodontidae. Gene Ontology annotation, cellular component: plasma membrane signaling receptor complex. Gene Ontology annotation, biological process: protein K63-linked ubiquitination; tumor necrosis factor-mediated signaling pathway; regulation of canonical NF-kappaB signal transduction.